CAUCUUUGUGCAACACCAAUAGACCAGAAAAAAGAAGUAUUAUACUGUAUAGGCAAACUUCUUUUCUCAACUCCUUUCUAAUACCUUGUUUCAGUAAAACUGCGCAUGCGUACCCAGGUGAAGGUACCGUAGUAACGCGUGUCGUAAUUAUUAUGGGAUGUGGUAACUAUAGUAGCGUGUACUCGGUCUGAGGGGACAGGAAACGGGUUUUCCUGAGAGGAUGAGAAGAUAAGUAUUUCUAAUACCUAAAUCAAAUAAUGAUACAGUUAACAUCUAAAUGACUUUCCAACGAUUGGAAAUACAGAUUUCGACGUCUUUAUGUCAAAAUAUCAUCUUAAGAAAAUCCCAAUCCCAAUGACUUUUCCUCCUAAACGGACAGGAGCAGUCAGUACAAGGUCUUCUACCAGCGACCUGCUGUACUUCAGGAGAAACAUCACAAACAGCAAACUGUCCCGUUUUACAUUUUCACCCGCCGAGGACAAGACUGAAGGAGUGAGAUUUAAUGUUAUAUCGUCGGAAAAACAGCAGCCGAACAGCCUCCGAAGAGACUGUGCACCCAUUCUGAGUUUGAGCUCAGAAAACCCUCAGGACUAUAGUGUUGGACGACAUUUCCUGUUUGAUCGCAGAUUGGGAGACAGGAUUUGCUCCAGCACUCAUCAGCAUUUAAAAGAUGAAGAACUGUUCAUCAAACACACAACUCUCUUACCUCCAAUUCCCAGUCCAAGGUGCAGCGUAAACAGGAAGUACUUGCCUUUCACAAAAUCCUGCACAUUAGUCUCAGAAGACAGAUGGAGACUCAACGCUGUCUCGUCAGAUCCGGUAUCAAUUACCACGUCACCUAUCAGCCCACGCGGCUUCUCCAGGAACACGAGGAUAACGAGCAGACUGUGUAAUCUCUCCACUCUCCACUCUCCAUUUACCACCCCUGAUGAGCCAUAUGCAGAUCCAGUUUUGGGAGCUUCAACGGCGUUCAUUCGGAGACUUCUGGAAAUGUCCACCCUGCAGGAGAAAACCAUGCGCCACGAAAGGAUCAUAGAAUUCAAAAAGAACAGGAGGCACGAAUCCUAGUCACACCGUCUUUUGCUCACAAGAAAAGAGGAUUAAAAAACGAUUCUCGGACAGUAACGUCUUUUUGGCGGGAGUGCGAUCCUUAAGUUCGGCACGGUAGCUACAAAAUGAGGGAAAUAACAGGACUUAGAGCUCCAUGAAGCCACCGUGUUGACUUCUGACUGUUAUUUUCUAAAGAGGUUUAAAUGAGACAAAUAUUGGUGCUUGAAGGACAAACAGGUAAAUGGCUAAGCAGUACGUUUACCUGACAAGUGUGUGUACAUGCCGAUUGGAGAUUGGAGAUUAGUUUAGGACUCGGCAAAUGAUAUGGAAUAGGAAUAUUAAACAGGAAUUAUUCCAUUCCUAUUAAAACAUUAUUAUUCAAUUAUUUACUCAUCAUACAAAUAAAAAAAAAAGUAUUACAGUUUGUCUAUUGUUGCUAGAAAGUAUGAACGUAGUAUAAACACCUUUCAAAUAAAUCAUUGUAUGUGGCGUGUGAGUGAGGGUGAGUGAGUGAGAGAGUGAAAGAGAGAGAGAGAAAGAGAGAGAGUAUGUAUUGUACCCAGCUGAACAGUAUCGACUCUUUCAGUAAUUAGCAGUAGCGUCUCAUCCGAAUGGAAAUUGAAUAGUGUGUGUGUGUGUGUGUGUGUGUGUGAGAGACAACUCUUGAAUACAUUUUUUUAAAUUAAAAUUUAUAAACAUUCUACAAUCAUUUAUUAUAUAUAUAUUUUUUAUUAUUUACAUGAGGUCUAAAAUUUGCCAAAUGUGUCUAAAGAUUUGAUUCCGCAUACAUUUUUUUGAUUCACCAGAGACAGAUUCAAGCAAAGAGAUUCAUAUGUGUGUGUGUGUGUGUGUGUGUGUGUGUGUGUGUGUGUGUGUACAAACUCACCAUCUUUUAAAUCACCCAUGAUAAAUCAUUACCAUUGCCAUGUGAAUCAUGUGGUAAAUAAUUCAGAUUGGAUCACACUGUUUGCACGGUCUGAACAACGACUAGGUCCCUAUUAAUGAGCGUCUGUAUCGAUCAGCGUCUGUAUUGAUCAGUGUUUUAAUCUAUUGUAUGUAUUGACUGGAACACACUAGUCUCUGCAAUCUCAUCGCAAACACACUGAGAGAAGUAAGUAGGAACUGAGCGUCUGAGAGCAGACGGUUUAUUUUGAUUUGGAAUUUGAAUAAAUCAGCAGCAGUAUGGGUUCACUAUUCCGCAGCGAGGAGAUGUGUUUACUACAACUCUUCUUUCAAACUGAAUCAGCUCUCAGCUGCGUUAAUGAGCUCGGCCUGCUGGGACUCGUCGAGUUCAGAGAUCUAAACCCAGGGAUGACUUUGUCUCAGAGGAGAUUUGUAAACGAGGUGAGAAAGUGUGAAGAAAUCGAGAGAAUCAUCAAAUUCUUUGAAGCUGAAAUAUCGCGAUACAACAUUCCCAUCAUGACUCGAUCAUGCAGUGAGGAGACUCAGUGUAGUAGAGACACACUGGAGCUUGAGGGUGAGGUGAAAGCACUGGAACAGGAGCUGAAGGAGAUUAACUCUAAUCAUACAACACUGAAGAGGAACCUUACUGAGCUGCUAGAGAUCAGCGCACUGCUCGACAUCAUUCACGACUUUUUCCAGGAGGCUGAGAUGCAGCUUUUCUGUACUGAGAUUCAGAACGAUGGCCCGCACCUCACCGAGCGCCGAAACAACGUUAGCACUGUUACAGCUCCCAAACUGGGGUUCAUCACCGGUGUGAUUAAACACGAUCGGUUUCCCACAUUCGAGAAAGUCCUGUGGCGCCUUUUUCACGAGAAUUUCCUGCUGCGCCGUGCAGAGAUUCAACAGCUCCCAGAGGACGGCAUGGUAAAGAAAGACGCCUUUAUCAUCUGGGUGCAAGGAGAGCAGGUGCAGAGAAAAAUCAGGAAAAUAUGCGAAGGGUUUAGUGUCAGUUUGUACCCAUGCCCAGGAACUUUACACGAUCACAAGGAAAUGAAGCGUGACAUACGGACGCGCGCUAAGGAACUGCAGAUGGUUUUACGCGAGUGUGAAGAAUUCUGCACUUCGGUUUUGAUUAAAGCAGCAAGUCGAAUUACAGACUGGUCCAUCCAAGUGCACAAGAUGAAGUCCAUCUACCACACGCUCAACCUGUGCAGCAUGGACAUCACCCACAGACUCACCAUCGCAGAGAUUUGGUGUCCGGUAUUAGAUCUAGGCCACGUUCAGCACGCUCUGACUAAAGCUGCCGAGAAUGCCGGUUCCAGUGUCAGGCCUGUCCUAAAUCGUAUCCAGAGCCCUGAAACUCCGCCCACAUUUAACCGGACGAACCGCUUCACCACAGGCUUCCAGCAGAUAGUCGAUACAUACGGCGUAAACAGUUAUCAGGAGAUGAAUCCAGCUCCUUAUACCAUAGUGACCUUCCCGUUUGUGUUUGCCGUGAUGUUCGGAGAUUGUGGUCACGGACUCAUCCUGACGUUGGUUGCUGCCUGGAUCAUCGUGAACGAGCAGAAAUUAAACCAGCAGAAGAACGAGAUUGUAUCCACACUGGUGGGCGGACGCUACAUCAUCCUGCUGAUGGGCUUUUUCUCCAUUUACACUGGUCUCAUUUAUAAUGACUGUUUCUCCAAAUCUUUCAACAUCGUCGGCUCAUCGUGGAGCGUCAAAGCCAUGUUCUGGCCCAGUGGACCCUGGAGCAACCAAACCCUGCACACUUCUGAUCAUCUCCACUUGAACCCUGCGGUACCAGGAGUUUACUCUGGAACGCCGUACAUGCUUGGCAUCGAUCCAGUGUGGAAUAUUGCAUCGAACAAACUCUCCUUCCUAAAUUCCUAUAAGAUGAAGAUGGCAGUUAUAAUCGGAGUGUGUCACAUGACCUUCGGCCUGACCCUCAGCGCGGUCAACUACAUACAUUUCCGAAAAGUCCGCAACGUGUUGCUGCGCUUCAUACCGGAGCUCGUCUUCUUGCUGUCUCUGUUCGGUUACCUCGUCUUCCUCAUCCUGUUCAAGUGGCGCAGGGGCGUGCAGUGUGACCGCAGCAUCCUCCUGAUUUUCAUCAACAUGAUGUUUUUUAACUAUCAAGCUGACGAGAAAUUCAUCUACAGCGGACAGAAAGCUGUCCAGAUCUUCUUGGUGGUCCAGGCUCUGCUCAUGAUCCCUAUCAUGCUGCUAAUAAAACCAUUGCUCAUGUACAGAAGACAAGAAAAGAUUUCAGACCAGGUCGGUCUUAGCGAUGUGUUCGUGUGCGAAGCGAUCCACACCAUAGAACACUGCCUCGGCUGCGUCUCCAAUACGGCGUCCUAUCUGCGGAUGUGGGCUCUCAGCCUUGCCCACUCAGGGUUGAGUUCCAGAACAAGUUCUAUAACGGAGAUGGAGUUAAAUUUACACCGUUGUCCUUCAAGUCUAAGGAAACACAGCAGCGGUAAAGUAUUCCAUGUACUCGUGUACACCAGUGGCGGGCCAUGCAUUUAAAACCUAUUCCUUCAGUAAUGUCCUGCCUGAAUCAAUCCAUCUCUUAAUACCAUCAUUAUGACGCCACCGCUGUAGAAACUAUUAAUAUUAUACAGAAACGCAAAAAAAUGGCAUUACUAAAGCAAGAAACCCAUUCAACACAUUUCAACAAGUCUCCUUUCACUGCAGCCACAGCUGCACACCCCGCAUACAUCAUCUCUAGCAGCAGCAUCAAUAUUCACCUCAUAGAAUGACCCAUGUUUUUUUGUGCAUUUUUCCCCCCUUCGUUGCGAUUUUGCUGGGGAUAUAAAAUGAAGGCAAAUUGUUGUUUUUUUUUUGCAAAUUCUACUGUUUUGAACUGUUCUGUCAGACCUUUACAUCACGAUGUCCACCUUUUCUUGAACAGUCUGACUUGUAAAUGUUCUUGUAAGUGUAUCUGCAACCAAAUCGAUUUCUUCUCCUCUGUCAGCUAUUGUGGAAUUAAAAAGCAGUUAUUAAAUAUUUGAGCUUGUGCUGUUUGAUGCAGAUUCGGUUGAAAAAUCUGACCAUCGGUUCUCACAGUGUCGGCUUUACGGCAAUACGUGAUGUGGCGACUAAAAUCUGAUUGGACAGAAACUCCAACGUAAAUAUUUACUCGGAAAUUUACUCUUUACACUGAAGUGCUCAGGCUGCAGGAAGUAAAAAAAAACCAGCAACAACAAUUUUUUACUCAAAUUCAAACCAAAAACAUUUUACAUAAAUCUCUAUAUAUAUGACGAACAUAAAUUCGGCAAAUUCACACAUGCAACCUGAGAAGACACAAAUAUCACCUGCAUCCACAAGGUGACACUCAGGAGACGUGGAUGUUAGACUGAUAGCACACCUAAACCCACAGGCAAACUACACUGAAUAUUUGCACUAUUGAUAUUCAGGCAUUUACUGCCCCCCCCACUUAACAUCCAUUUUUUCAUGUUUAAAAAUAUGUUGCAUGUACACUGCUGAUUACCUCAAUAAAAUGUCACUUCAUGAUCUAUUGUCCUGAAAUUUCUCUUUUAUGUCCUGGUGAUAAAGAAUAAUCACCCAAAGGGUUUGCUUGUGAAGCUGAAAUGGUUUUAGUCCCUCUGCGCUUUUUUCCUUCUGGUUUUUAUUGAUUUUUUUUUUCAAUACAGAAGGGUGGUGUGUUGUAAGUCUACUUGGAGUUCUUUCACACGCAAUUCUAGUCCACAUUCCUUAAGCUGCAGUGAGGUGUGACAUAAUGGUAUGAUAGUCAUGACAUAUAUAUUUUUAUAGAUUUAAAAUGUUUGUAUUUUUUUUUUUUUUUUUUUUUUUUUAUAAUUUUUUUCCUUUCUGGAAUUUUUUUUCCAAGUCUAUAUAUGCAUUACGAUAUAUACAGUAUAUCUAUAUGCAACUAGCUCUGCUUGGAAAAUAAUUUUUACACACUUCAAAAUAGACCUAGACUCAUACUAUUGUCUUUAAUACACUCGACUACAACUUACCACAUUUUUACACUAUGUAUCCACACACACAUGCGUGUUUGGGUUGCACCAGGUAUUCGUCUGUAGAUGAUCCGUCACUGUAUUGUGUUUGUUAAUGGUAAAGCAGCACGUGCAUAUAUCUUAGUAUUUAAUGAGCGCUCCUGGGUGUUCUGAGGUGUGUAAGUAAAUGAGGGAUCAAGAAUGAUAAUAACUUACUGGUAUGCCCACAUGUAAUUGUAUUGACAUCAUUUGACUUCACUGCAAGAUUUGUUUGUUUGU
Messenger RNA from Silurus meridionalis, 6191 nucleotides. Its product is annotated as V-type proton ATPase 116 kDa subunit a1. Gene Ontology annotation, biological process: proton transmembrane transport; vacuolar acidification. The record is from RefSeq and is a predicted model, not a curated record. The coding region runs from base 2233 to 4479 and encodes 748 amino acids. The transcript is spliced from 23 exons. Gene Ontology annotation, molecular function: proton-transporting ATPase activity, rotational mechanism; ATPase binding. NCBI's taxonomy places the organism in Eukaryota, Metazoa, Chordata, Actinopteri, Siluriformes, Siluridae. Gene Ontology annotation, cellular component: vacuolar proton-transporting V-type ATPase, V0 domain; plasma membrane; vacuolar proton-transporting V-type ATPase complex.